GUGCGGGUUUACUGAAAGUACUAUAGACCAGGAGAUCUGACGGGCUGAUUGUUUGGCGCCGGUUACAAUCGCUGUUUACUACUGACAACUGCCCAUAUGUUUCAGUUUUUUAGAAAUGCUUUGGAUACACAGAAUGAAGAAGUGAAAAUGUUACAUAAUGAAGUAACAGAACUAGAAAGAGUAAACAGUGAAAUACUUGAUUUUGUUCAUAAGAAUGGAAGAUUGCCAGAAAUUAUAAAUGAACGAGGAAAUCUUGAAUUAGCUUCUAACAAGGAUGAUAUAGGUGUUUAUCGCGGAUCCGAAAGCAAUCACGACGACAAACAUCAACAGCUUGAGGUAUUCUUGAAGUCUAUAAACAUGUUGAGAUUUUGCUAUAACCAGGUCUCAACUUUUUACAGAUUAAUAUAAUUCCAUCCAGAGUCCUAUAUUUCACCUACUAUUUAUUUUGGGCUCGUCGAUAAUUUUAGAUUUUUCAUAUAGAGAGUAGUUCUGGUUAUAACUUAUCAUCUAAACAAAAUACUGUAACUAGGAGGUCGCCAAAUUCCUCAGUAAUAACUGAUGUGAUUUCGAAAAACGCUGAAGAAUUACGCAGAGUAUUGAUGUCAUUGGGUUUGGAAUCAUCAAAAUCCAAUCACAUCGUUGAUCAUAUUCAGAAAAAUAUGGACAAUAUAGUAAACACGGACACUACUGCUUAUGAAUCCCAGUUAGAUUUUGACAAAAAAACAACUUGUUUGACACCACAACGUGGUAUCGAUUCCUCUAUUUCUGAGAUAGUGGACGUAUCUGAUCAUAAUGAAUCGCCAGCCAAUCCUGAAUGCUCCGGUGAUGAUUCUAACCAAUCUCGAAAUGACGGUCAACCUCAAUAUUCUUUUCCUCCCACUAUUAGUACAGUGACUUAUGAACUUCGCCGUCGGGAAUUAUUACGUGCUAAUCAACGUAUUGCUUUAAAUCCAUCAUAUUCUUUAAACAAUUCAACUGAAGGUUUUACCGGUCAUAUUAGCUAUCAUCAAAGCAUGCCGUCAUCAUUAUCUGCACAGUUACCAUCGUCUGAAUGUCGAGCGAUUUGUAUUCCAGAUAAUCAUUCUUUACAUUAUUUCAAUUCAAAUCCUAAUACCACAAUGUCUCUAUCAGACUCUGUAUUGCGUUAUUGUGUUCCUGAAAAAUCUAACACCGAUGAAACCAACGCAAACGGUCAUUCAUUAUCUUGUCCAUGUGGAAAUCCUCAAAGCUGUCCAUUAUCUGAACAGAAAAUUGAACGUUUGUGUAAAAAUCCUGGUAUAAUUCAUGGUUUCACAGUUCUUUCCGCUGUAUUUCGUGGUCGACUCACUAGACAAUUAUUAGCUACACGUAAAGUUCAUGAUUUAAUACGUACUGUAAAAGAUACGGCUAAAUUAAUUUUAUCUAUACGAUUAGAUCAAAGAAAUAUAUCGUUUCAAUCAGAAUUUAUAUCAACAUCAUUAUUAGAAUCAAAAUUAUUAAUACAACUUUAUAAUAUACUUAAUGAAAUUCAUGAAAUCUUCUUUAAAUGGUCUAUAACUAAACAAAUUUCACUUAUAUAUAAUUCUAAUCUAUCAUCAUAUAAAAUGGAUUAUUCAUUUACAAAAUUAACUAAUCAAACAUCAACAAAUUCAUUACGUAUCCUUCGACAGUUACAACCUCAUCAAGUGAAUUCCUUACCUAAAAGUAAACAGAUCAAUAACUACGCAAAUGGCGAAGAAAAAAAAUCAAAUAUUUCUAUUAUUUCUAAUCAACGAAAUCCGUAUCAUUCUAUUAAUAAUAAUAAUAAUAAUAAUAAUAAUAAUAAAUUAAUCAAUAAAUUCUCCCCCAAACAACAAUUAACACAUAAUAUAAAUAAAAAUCAAUUAAAAAAUAAUCAAAAAGAAUGUUAUAAACAACAAUCAAUAUCGAAUACAUUUAUACAAUCUAAUAUAAACAAUUCAAUUUAUUAUAAAUCAAUAAAUAAAACUAAUCAAUAUAUUACAAGAUCAAUUUCAACUAAUAAUACAUUAAAUAAUAAAGUUAAUAGAUCAUCAUCAAUAAGAAAGAAUUAUAUUAAUCGAACAAAAUCAAUCGAACCAAAAAUUAUUCGCCAUUUCAGUAAUAAAAUUGAUCCAAUCCAAUAUAAUAAUAAUAAUAAUAAUAAUAAUACAUCAACAAUUGACUCAUUGAACAGUAAUAAUAAUAAUGAUCCGCUGAAUAUUACAGUUAACAGUGAACUGGAAAUACAUUCAAAAAAUGAUCAAUAUACUUCAACAUUAAAAAGUACCAAUAUCAGUACUGAUGUAAAUAAUUUCCCAAACAUUAAAACAAUUCAUACUGAAAAAUGCCAUGAAACUGUUGUUGAAGAGAAAAGACUGUCAACUUCAUCAAAACAAGUCAGUAGUUCAACGUUAUCACAAUGUGAAACUAAUUUACAUGCUCCAUUAACUAUUAAUGAUAAUAAUAAUACAUCAGUUCAAAGAUGUUUUCCUGUGAAACGUCGUAUUCUAUCUAGAAAACUUAAAAAUGAUUAUUCAAAUAAUCCUAUUCAUGUCAGUACUCAAAAUAAUUCAUCUAACUCUACAUGUAAUAAUUAUAAUAAUGAUGUAUCAUUCCUGAUACAAGAUAAUCAAUCAAUCAAUAAUACUUUACAUUCUAAUGAUAAUGAAAUCAAAUAUAAUUACGAAAUUUCAAAUAAUUUAUAUCAAAAAAAUUCUGAACUACGUGCAACAUGGACUUUAGAUUCAAAGACAUAUCCUUCUCUUACCAUAGAUACUAUUAAUUUAUCUAAUUAAUGGACUAAAAUUAUUAUGUGUAAAGGAUGAUAUUACAGUUAGUCUAUGGUGUUGUUAAUGAAUGAUCAUAAUAAUAAG
This is a messenger RNA of Schistosoma bovis, 2852 nucleotides long. The record is from the annotation of a GenBank genome assembly. Lineage: Eukaryota; Metazoa; Platyhelminthes; Trematoda; Strigeidida; Schistosomatidae.